GACUUCGCGUGGGUCCGGAUCAUCGGAGCGGGCUCGUUUGGGCGCGUGUCCUUAGCUCGGCACUUUAGGACGAACCGUGUGGUGGCCAUAAAGACGCUUAGUAAAGUGGCGGUUAUACGGGAAAAUCAGGUUCAACACGUGUUGGACGAGCGAGCGAUGCUGAUCAUGGUUUCCGGGCACCCCUUCAUCAUCAACUUGCUAGCAACCUUCCAGGACCGGGACAAUCUUUACCUGGUAAUGGACUACGUCCCCGGCGGCGAGUUCUUCGCGCACAUGCGGGACCACGGGAGGGUGCCUGAGGAGCACGCGCGCUUCUACGUGGCGCAGAUUGUGUUGGCAUUGGAAUUCUUGCACAGCAAGGGAAUUGUAUACCGGGACCUCAAGCCGGAGAACCUGCUCAUUGGAGCCGACGGAUACAUCCGGCUGACCGACCUGGGGUUUGCGAAGAUGGUCCGCAGCCGUACAUACACCAUGUGCGGCACACCCGACUACCUCGCACCCGAAGUCAUCACUGGCAAG
This is a messenger RNA of Volvox carteri f. nagariensis, 519 nucleotides long. RefSeq lists its product as uncharacterized. Gene Ontology annotation, biological process: peptidyl-serine phosphorylation; signal transduction. NCBI's taxonomy places the organism in Eukaryota, Viridiplantae, Chlorophyta, Chlorophyceae, Chlamydomonadales, Volvocaceae. The transcript is spliced from 4 exons. Gene Ontology annotation, cellular component: cAMP-dependent protein kinase complex. Gene Ontology annotation, molecular function: ATP binding; cAMP-dependent protein kinase activity. The record is from RefSeq and is a predicted model, not a curated record. The annotation marks the transcript as partial.